UUCCCGCGACUCAAUUUAGAGAUUUCAGAACUCUCUCUCUCCCCAUUUCUUCGCUGUGUCUCCGUUCUCAAACGUCGCGAUUUCUUCUCCGGUGCUGCGGUAUCGGCGUUUCAAUUCACACUUUCAAUGGCGAGUCCAAGAGUCGUCUCACAAAAUAGAAAGUCUGAUGACCUAGAAAUCGUCUCCGUCGGAGUUCUCUAUAGCGGCUCCUCCUGGGAUAAGAAGUACUGGAGUUCAUCUAGGGGUAAAGACCGAUUCCCUUAUCCUGUGGGCUACAGAGCUGUUCGAGAUCACAAUGGGAACACAUAUUACAUGGAGAUUGAAGAAGGUGCCAAAGGACCUUUGUUUCUGAUUAGAUAUUUAGAUGAAUCAUGGACGGGGCAGACCCCAGAUAUUGCAUGGGGAAAGUUUCAGAAGACGGGAUUCUCCCACUUAAAAAUAUGGCAUGGAAAACGAUUUGCAUGCAAGAUGAACGGCAUGGAGUUUUUUGGCUUCAAAAACCCGUUGGUUCAGAGGUUGCUCCGGGAAUUUGUGACCAAUUCCCAUGGAAUGCUAGAAUCUACCUCCAGCAGUAGGACCUCUCAAAUCCGAACCAAUGAUGAAACGCCAGCCAUGUGUGCAAAUCCAAAUUUAGUAUAUUAUCUGGACAUGCCAGUGGCUAGAAAGAAAAGAAGUAGGAAACCUGGAAUAACAUACCAGAAUUCAGUAGUUAAAGAAGGCCAUAAAAAACAAAGAUUCCAAGACUCAUUAUCGGAUGGCGAGAUUUUAAAUUCAGCAGCAGGGUCAAUCUUCUCAGUAAAAGGAGAAGUGGAGACAGUUGGCCUGAAAGUAGUACCACCCGAGCAGUUGCAUGCUAGUCAUGCUACAAACGAAAAUUCAUCUCUAACAUCAGAAAAGCCUUCACCAGUGAAAGUUGUCAUCCCUAUUCAAGAAAUAGACCCGCUUCCUGACAGCUAUAAAUCAAAGCCAUUAUCCAAAUUUCCUGAAGAGCUUCAUGGUUUGCAAGAAAAGGAAAAGGAAAACAAACCCAACGAUGAUAUUUUUCUGCAUGAGAGCCAAAAUAUGACUGACUCCAGUCUUUGUGCACCUGAUACUUUGGAUUUCCAGCAAGAUAACAACAUAUGUUCUGCUCCAAAAAUAGAUGAUGAUACAAGUUGCGAGCAAAAAGAAGAACUGACCCUUGCUAACAUGGUAGUUGGGGAAGGGCUUUUAGCUGAACCAGAUGCAGAGGAUUUAGCUAACUCUACUUUGAAUCUGAGUUCUAAAAAUAGUGAUUUUGAUUCAGCUGAUCAGGAAACUGUCAAAUCAAUGAUGUCAUUUCUACUUCCUCAAGCAAUUCCACUGCUCAAGAAGUUCUCAUGCAAGAAGCCUCCUACAAAUUAUAUGUCAGACAACUGCAAAACGAGCCAACUUGAUGAUGCGUCAGGAACUGCUGUGUCACUGUCGAUAAGAAACUCUAGUGGAGAUGAUGAGAAUAUGCAAGUUGCUGCUCCAGAUCCCGAUCAGGAUUUUGCAAGUAAUGUAUCCAUUGCCCCUGACAGUUUUGAUGAGUCUCACUUGGAUGGUCCUAGGAGUGGUCAUAUCAUCUCUUCUUCCAAGGAAGCUUAUCCAGCAGACCUUCCUAAAAUCCCUGUAGCCGAAGAACAUGUUGCAACAGUAAAUGAUCUAUCGGUUUCUGCUUUGACGACCACGAAGAUCAUAGGCCCAUCUUCACAUGAUGUUAGUACUAUUGUGGAUGAGAAUAUUCAACACCAAUAUGUGAAGAAGUCCAUGUCAAUACCACAAUGCAACAAUUCAUCCAACAUGAUUUUAUCCCAAGAAUCAAAGGAACUCUCUGCAGGAGAUGGAAACUUGUCGCAGACAGAACACCACUCUGAAAACAAGGAACCAAAGAGUUCAGUUUGUUGUUCUACUGAAGGUAAUGGUUUCGUGGUUGGCACAGCCCCUACUGAAGUUGGUUCUGUUAAAAAAGAAAAACAUAAGGUGUAUAGCAGGAAAAGAGUCUCGACAAAUCAAAAGCAAAGAAACAGAAAUUCAUCUUCUGAAAGUAAAAACAGUUGCAGAAAUAAUGGAGGUGAUGACUCCAUAAGGAAUAUGUCUCCUGUUAAAAUUCCACGUUUCAUGGAGAUUCAGCCGGCCUUGUCUACCAACUCCGAAUCAAAUAGAACAAAUCCACGAGGAAAUGAAAACGGUCAUGUAACAGAAAAAUACCAGGGUCCCGAGUUGGUGAAGGUGAAUAACAACACAUUACUCGUUCUAAAACGCAAUGAGGCGUUACAACAAGAUAUGAGGUCAGCUCAUGCUUUUGGAAAUGGAAGUAUAUCACCAUCCUCAUUCCCAGCUUCAAAAGUUGAGGAUUUUCAAGCCAAUACUGGUGAGGCAUGCGGCAUCCAAGUUUCUGAACCACCUUGUACAAAUUCUCAGUAUAAGGAAAAUACUAGCGAGAAAAGCACGUCUGUACUGGAAUCUCCAGCUAGUCCAAAUUUAAAGCUGAACAGGGAUGUAAAGAUCAACAAUGAGAUGGAAAAAACUGCUGAGCUGCUUGGCUGCUACUUUCAUCCCAUGCCUGUUUCAUCAGUAUUACUCAAGUCUGUUGGAAAUGAAAUCUAUAUUUGCGUGUUCAGCUUUGCUACAGAGGAUAGAGUUAGUACCCUGUUUAUGUACAAGAUAUCAGCUAAAGCACCAAGCAAAGGAUUCCCCUCUGUCAUUGGUCACACUUCCGCCAAACUCCCCAUUGUGGAUGACAAGUCUGGUCGAAAUAGAACACUCGAAAGAUCUUAUUUUCACUUCACUCCAGACGGAGAGCAUCUUCUUUUUACUGGUGACAUCAAAACACCUUAUUGCAGGAAGAGGGAUAUUGAUUGCUCGUGUUUGACUUGUACAACAGCCUGCUUUGAGGAGAAUGCAGUGAGGAUUGUCCAGGUGAAAACUGGUCAUGUUUCUCUUGUGACAAAACUUCAAGCAGUUGACAGUGUGCAGUGCGUGGUGGUGUGCGAUCCUAACUAUCUCAUUGCAGCUGUUAAAAGUGGAAACCUUAUAGUUUGGGGCAUGAACACGCAUUGGAGAGGUCCGGCCGAGGAAUUCGUUAUACUUGCAAAUCCUUGCAUAUCUUCAUGCAUAGUGGAACUUAAGAAGAUCCCAAGAUGUCCACAUCUCGUUAUCGGGCAUAAUGGUAUUGGAGAAUUUACAAUAUGGGAUAUUUCAAAGCGAAGCCUAGUAUCAAGAUUUGUAUCUCCCAGCAAUAUGAUCUUUGAGUUCAUACCAAGCAGCUUGUUUGCGUGGCAUCCUAUACAUAGUCAUUCUACAAUGGAGGAUCACAUUGAUAUGAUUUUAGCUGCAACAAAAUUAUGGUUCUCAAAAGGGAUCAACAACAAAACAUUGGUUCCAGCUGAAGUCAAAGACACUGCCAUCUGGCUUUUAGUCUCUACCGAUCUUGACUCAAAAGAUAAAUGUGAUGGUGUAGAAAGUCCAGAUAGAUGUUGGAGAGUAGCUCUGCUUGUAAAAGACCAAGUUAUAUUAGGAAGUCAAUUGGAUCCGAGGGCUACUGCAGCGAGUACAGUAUCAGGUCAUGGAGUAGCAGGCACCCUUGAUGGACUUGUGUAUUUGUGGGACUUGUCCAGUGGUGCUAAACUUGGCUUUCUUCAUGAUUUCAAAGGUCAAAGAGUUUCAUGCAUAAGUACAGAUGAUUCAAAAAAUAUAUGCAUAGCAAGUGAAGAUGGUCAGCUUCUGGUUUAUUGCAAUCCGGAAAAGUAAACUCAAAAUCAAGGAGGACAAAUUGGCUUUCAAUUGGGUUAGGUACAAACAAUUACAAGUUUCUAUGCUUGUAAACUUUACCAUAUGACUUACAAUUACAAGAUGAGGAGUGUUAUAUUAUCUAGUUGAGAAUGUAAGAAGGAAAUAUAUGAUAGAUGAUGAUAAUAAAUAAGGGAAUUUUAUGUAUAUAGGUAACAUUUCUCAGUUUCCUAUAUGAGCAUAUAUAUAUGAUAUAUCUAACUCUCCCUCUGCUAGAUUUGUUGUAACUUCAGUGGAUUCUAUUCUACAGCCAUUUUUGCUAAAACGUAUAAUGAAAAUAAAUACAAAA
Camelina sativa (false flax) is the source of this 4081-nucleotide messenger RNA. RefSeq lists its product as uncharacterized. Gene Ontology annotation, cellular component: nucleus. Lineage: Eukaryota; Viridiplantae; Streptophyta; Magnoliopsida; Brassicales; Brassicaceae. Gene Ontology annotation, biological process: regulation of cell cycle. Gene Ontology annotation, molecular function: protein binding. The record is from RefSeq and is a predicted model, not a curated record.